Haliotis rufescens (red abalone) is the source of this 10952-nucleotide messenger RNA. RefSeq names its product gem-associated protein 5-like. The record is from RefSeq and is a predicted model, not a curated record. Gene Ontology annotation, molecular function: protein binding. Lineage: Eukaryota; Metazoa; Mollusca; Gastropoda; Lepetellida; Haliotidae. Bases 100 to 5892 code for a protein of 1930 amino acids. The transcript has 27 exons.
UACUCCUCACGUUGUACCGGGAUCUUUGCUUCGAUUCAAACAUUUCACAGACUGUAUAAUUUUGAAUGGAAUCAUAACACUUAUCAUUCACAAGACAGAAUGGCCAGCCUGGUUCUUCCAGCUUCCCCAAACUGGUAUUUGAGCCAAAUUAGCGAUUCAAAUCGCGGAGGGUUCUACGUUUUCGGCGCUCGGCACGAUGUUGCUAUCUUUGACACAUCCAGUGUGCCCCGAACCCCUCCACGGUAUAUCAAUUCAUUUUGUGGACAUAAAGAUCGAGUGUCAUGUGUUAAGCUUGGUCAGAUACAGAGCCAACUGAACAUUUGUUGCAGCUCAGCUGAUGAUUUGAAAGUGAAACUUUGGGAUGUCAAUACUCAGGUUGAAAUCCAGUCACACUCAGAACACAAAGACAAAAUCACAGCAUUAUCUUGGUCACGCAGUCAAACUGACCUGAUAGUCACUGGAGAUGAACGUGGGACAGUGGUUGUAUGGCGAUACCGAACAGAUGAACACCAGACUUUCCGACAUGAGAAGGACCUCAUUUUCAGUCUGGCUUGCUGCCCACACGACCCAUCGUUGUUGGCUGUAGGGUACAAGUCUGGGAACAUACUUCUGCUGGACAUGUCAUCCCGGGGGUACAUCCAGCACCGUCUGCGUGGUCAUGACGACGAGGUGCACAGUGUUGUCUGGUGCCCUGUGCCCGGGGAGAAUGUGCUGACUGAGGGAGCUUAUUCAGAAGCAGGAGACGACACGGAAGGUUAUCUGCUGGCUUCUGGAUCCCGGGACAGAACUAUACGAAUCUGGAAGUCUAGUCAGGGGAAGCAACUCCAGGUGAAGAAGCUGCCACUGAACACGGGUAACCGGCGUGACAACGCGGACAGUCAAGGGAGGAGCAAGGUGUGGACUUCCCUGUACUGGCCACUGGACCACCCCACACAGCUUGUGUCAUCCUCUUUUGGUGGUGAGCUUGUGAUGUGGGAUCUGUCUCCGGUGGGCCACAAGAGGGAGAUCUUCCAGGCAGGAGACAGUCGCAUCCACUCACGCAUCGUGUUCAACAUCUGUGCAGGGGGAGAGGAGAUGAACACACUGUUCACUGUGGGCAUGGACAGAAUGAUUGUUCUGUGGGACCUCGACCGUCAGUGUUCUGUGUACUCCAUACCAUCACUAGGGGGACAUGUGUACAACAUGGAGACGUCUCCACUUGAUCCUGGACGAGUUGCUGUCGGUGUGGGGGACAACACCAUCCGUGUUUGGAACACCAAUAACAAGGUCAACCCUUUUGAUAUCAACACGUUGUGGCAGGGAAUCAAGUCCAAGGUCACAUCGCUGUGCUGGCAUCCCACAAAGGAAGGGCAGCUUGCAUUUGGCACCGACCACGGCAGUGUCGGCAUCUAUGACGUCAUGACAAACAAACAUCCAAACGUAUCUUCAACGUUUCAUAGAAGAACUGUGUAUGUGGUUGCCUUUGGCCCUGCCUCCAGAUCUGCUGAAGCUGGUGAGUCAUCCUCCCUCAGCCUGUACAGUGUGGGGGACUCGAUGGUGCUGGAACACAGGCCUCAUGCAUUCAACAAGGAUGCUGUGGACAUCAACCAACUCAUUGAACAAGUCAACGGCAAAAGGAGUCACAGCCAGGGUAGAACAGACAUCUGCUGGAAGCCAGACAACUCAGUUGUGGCCAUAGCCAGUGAUGAUGGUUCUGUGGAGAUCUGUCAGUCAGGGACAUUCAAGCUGCUGUGUGUGGUCCAAGUGCACCGCAAGCUUAUCAACUGUCUGAAGUGGCACCCCCAGUUCACAGCGGACAAGCCCCUGGGCUCCGACUGUCGACACUGGCUAGCAUCAGGUGCCAGCGAUGCCCUCGUCAACGUUGUUGACCUGUCCAGUACAUUAGAUUCUGUGUCUGAGGGUGUGGCCAGCCUCACGGACAGCAUCCGCCGGCUGGAGGGGCACAGCAUCAGGGUGACGGCCAUCUCCUGGAACCCCCACGUCGAGGGACAGAUGGUCUCUGUGGGAUAUGACAGUAUGGCCUAUGUGUGGAAUGUGAAGACAGGGGAGGCAAUGUAUCAGUUUGAGGGACACAUUCAGCGCCUCUUGGCGGUGACCUGGAGUGGUACUGACCCCGAUGAGGUCAUGUCUGGAGGGUUUGACUCCAUGCUGCACCGAUGGAAGGUUUCCUCCCUCCCAAAGGCCGUCAUAGAAACAGGAAAGAAAAAGAAGAAGAAGAAGAAAUCUCACAGUGUCAAUACAGACGGUAGUCUGGUGUCCUCCAAAGGAUCAUCUCCUACAGUGUUUGAAGUAGCAGACGUCACAGAAGGUGAGAGCAAUGACAGCUUUGGCAGUGAUGCAAAGGGACAUAACUGGACUGACAAACAGAAUGGACAACCACAAGAAAACUUGAAGGCCACAGAGGGGGACUGGCCAUCUGAAAAUGUGGAUGCAGCAGGGCGCAGUAAACAGGCACAUGAGGGGAAGCGGCCCAAGGAGAGGAAGAAGCUGGACUUCCAGGAUGAGCUGGCUGAGUUGAGGGAGAUGUUGGAGAUGAGGAAGAAACAGAUACUGAAGGAGCAACAGCAGCAACCACAGUCACAGCAGACGUCACAGCCGCUGAAGGCAUCCCAACAGCACAGUAAGUCUCAGCAGAAGGCACCGAGAACAGCUACAAGACAUGAUGGCAGCAUGCAGGAGCUGACACCUGGUGUACAGGAAGAUGGCGAUGAGGAAGGGCUAUCAAGGGAGGAAAACUUGUCCGAUCUUAUACAAGAGGGAUUAACUACAAAUCUGCCGUGGGAGGACACACCGACAUCGCAACGUUGUGUUGAUGAUGCAGAGAAUCGUGAAACUGCGGCAAACAUCCUUGGGACUCAUUACCUGUCAAGCAAGAGCAAAGGAGAUUAUAGCAGUGUUAGAGACACCAGCAGCAAAAGGGAUUCCAGUCUGCGGGAGUCCAGCAUUACAUCCAGAAAGCGCAGGACACGUGCUAAAUCAUUCUUUCCUGUUUCGGCUAAAGAAGAGAAUCGUGGCAAAUCAGCGACAUUAGAAGACUUGUUGUUGUUGACCAGAUUGAAGACUGCAGAUCAGGAUGCAGAUCCCCAUGUCCAGGAUGACGACAGUGUCCAUCUGGGAUUGUUUACUGAUCGCCGGGGAACAUACAGAUGUCUCAACAGAGAAGGCGAGUACCAUCUGAACAAUGACAGCAUGGACUACGCCAUACAGAUGGAGAUAUGGAAGGGCAACAUUGGGGGCGCUCUGCAGAUCGCAACAGAUAGAGAAGAGCUCUCUGAUUGGUUGGUGGGCCUUGCCCCUCUUGCUUCCUACGACACGUGGCUGGGGAUGUGUGAGGAGUACGCCCGGCAGCUGGAGGGGGACGGUCAGUACCACAAGGCCACCUCCUACCUGCUGGCCUGUCACAAGGUGUAUGAAGCCAUCGACCUCUUCAAGCGGCACAGACUAUUCAAGGAGGCUGUGGCACUUGCGCGGAUGAGGUUGUCUCCCCUUGACCCAGUGCUGGAGGACCUGUAUAUGGAGUGGGCGCAGAUGUUAAUGAAAGAUGGCAACUACGAGCAGGCCGCCAAGUGUUACCUGGCUAUGAAGCAGAUCCAGGAUGCUGCCAAUCUGUUGACGAAGAGAACCGACCAAUCGUCCCUCAAAACGGCUACCCACAUGACUUUGUUAGCCAAUGAAAAGCCUCAGGGAUUUCUGUAUGCUCAUAGAUUGGUUCAUCAGUUCAUUGCCAAGGAUGACUGGAAACAGGGCUACAAAUUCCUCAAGGAACAUGAAACACUGAAGAUGUUGCUGCCGUUUGUCAGCAUGCACGAGCUGCUACUGCGGGAACUACAGUCCCUCACCCCGGGGACACUGAGGGAGGUUGACCCCGCCUGCUUCACAGAGUGGGGGGAGGCGCAGACCGGGAAGGCAUUCAUUCCAGAUUUCAUCCUUGAUGUAACUGAAUGUGAUCCUGUGUUGCCAUGGAAACCCUACAUGAUUGGAGAGCACUCCUUCCCACACCAUGUACUGAAGGUCUGGUCUGGUAACCUUGACAUUGGCAUGGACUCUGAGAGCCUCACUCUGACGUACAGGACUCUCCAGCAGCUUCAGUCUGGGAGACAGAGUCACAUCGACCCCCAGCAGUUGAUGUUCCAAGUGUGUAUGGACCUGACAUUGUCCUUGCUGGCCGUGCUGCUGGGUGAAACCGCCUCCGCCAUCAACCACCUGCUACAUGGAGUGUCCACACUGCACACCGUGGGCCAGCUUGACCUCAUGGAGGCGGUGUGUCAGCUCAUGCUGCCCCUGGGUCCCAAGUACCUCCUGAAGCUGCAGCAGGAAGCCACGGCACUGCGAGUCCUCAUCAGCAUGGAGGCCCACCUGGAGGUGGAGGGGUCCGGGAAGGCACCCUCACUCAAACGCUACCUCACCGACAUCAAGGAGGAUGACAGUGUGUCCACCUCGGGGCUCCGCUGUCGGGAGCUAGACUGUCUCCGAGCCUACUACUACCUUGCGAUCCUGCAUUACCUCAAGAACACCAUACUGGAGGAUUCCCUCACUCAAGGUCAGACUGCAGAAGCAUCUGUAGAUGAUGACUUCAAGGUCCAGGCGAAUGUGGAUCUUGAGCAGCUGACUCUUAGAGAGUCGGAUAAUCCAGUUGAAGGUGAAGGUCAGUCUGCAUCAGGUCAAAGUGGCCAGUCUGUUGUUUUAUCUCGCAGUCAGGAUUCCUCCAAGGUUAAAAGUGAAAGUGAACCAGCAAUAUCAAGUGAUGAUCAGGGUCAGUGUAUUGUACAAGGUGAAGGUCAAUCUGUUUCAGUUGGUCAAGGUCAGACAGAUAUUCCAACUGAUUCCAAAGAGAUUUCUGAGGAUGUAAGCAAGGCUAAUGCCGGCUGUGAGAAGGAUGUAAGUGUCUUGGAGGGUGCAAGUGGGACAAAUGUUGAUGGUGCCCAAGGAGGGCAAAGUGCCUUGGAUAAGGAUUCCAUUCCAUCUGAAAGCCAUGACCAAAGGGAUGUAUCCAAAAAGUGCCAAACUGCUGACAGUGUUCAGUUGUUAUCAAUCACCAAACUGAAACAGAUAUCCAGAGGCCUGCUCUGGGAUAUACAGGCCAAAAAGCAUUCUCUUACAGAGACCCUUGGCUACAUUCAUAAAGCCAUCUCCAAACACCUUCUGGCAGACAAAUCCAAGGACCACCAGUCAAGAGUAUUCAAACGAGCUCCUCAACAAGCAGCUGGAGGAGAGAACAAUAACAACGGCUUCAGCAGUAGUGGGGAUGCCACAGAGAACACAGGUUCAAGUCAGGCAGGUGAUGGGGGGAGUGCUCAGGCAGCAUCCCCAUCAUCACCAUCAGCAUCAGCACACUCCACUGUUCCUAAUGGACUCAAGGAUGGUCUUGCUGCAGCAGGAACUGUGGCCAGUCUCUGCAACCCUCUUGAUCCAUCAGACAUUGAGUUAGUGUCAUUUUCUGGAACUGAAACUUUUGCCAAGUCUCGGAAGGUUCUCUGGGAAGAUGAGCCACAUAAUAGUGAGAGUGUGGACUCCCGACCGAGGAAGGCCAGCUGUGUGUUGAAUCCAGCCAAAUACAUCAAUGUGCCGGAUGAGUGGUAUGGAAUGCCAGUAGAUGAGAAGUAUUUCAGGCCCUAUGUUACCAUGGCAGUGCUGAAGGAAGAGCAGGAGUAUGUGAUGCAUGAACUGAAGCGGGUUCCAGACAGCUCUGUGGUUUCUUUUCCCAACCCAUUUGACAGCGUGAAGGUGUUGUUGGAUGUCUGUCGUCUUUGUCCACACCUGGACGGAGACUCAAAGAAUGCAUAUAACAACCUGCUUGUCCUCUGGGCUCUACACUUUGCCGUCACAUCACAUCAGCGUAGGGAGCUCAGCAAGCUCAUCAAGUGUUCACCAGAAAAAGAGAGUCAAGUCUAAGUUCAAGUUAAGAUAGCGUACGCCUUUCAACAUCAAACAGUGCUUUGUAGCAUUCUAGCAAAAUAUCUUGUAUGUAGUAUUUGGAGUAUCAUAUGUCAACAUUGAUCACUGUAUUCAAAGUGGGUGUAUCUGGAGACCUUACAUUAAUCCAAACUUGCAAACAAAUCUGAGACUCAAUCCCAAUAUUGUUGUGAUACCUUACAUGUAAAUGUGAGCUGUUCUUCAACAAGAAGAAGCAGUGACUGUAGACUGUCCUGCUGUUAGGGCCAGACUGGAUACAGAAGUGCAGUCAGAUAACCACAGUGGUAGGUAGUUGUAGGCGUACCUGUACUCACUAACUGGUAUACCCCAGAUCUGUUCCUGUUUCUCCUCAACUAUCCCAUGUAACCUGUCUCCAUUCUAUUACCCUGGACCCAUUCUCCACCGUAGCUUCAGAAGUGACGUCAUCAUAUCAGUUCCCUCAUCACUGACUUACCCCAGAAUUUCUCUCUUCACUGAGCCGGAAGUCAGCAACAAAUCAACAUGCUCUUUCUGAAUGCUGAAAUAUACAUCUACAUUCACAAUUGUGACCUCGUACGAGCGAACCCUUAGUACAUUUGACUCAAUCAGAAGACUGUUUUAAAUGAAGACUUCAAACCUAAUUCAGAAUGAAGCUAUGGUGGCAGAUUGAUCCAGGGUAUUUUUCAUUACAGAAUGAAAAUACAGGAGGAUGGGUCCUGUUCUAAGAAUAUGCUUUUCAUUUAUGGUAGGCCAAAACGUUUUGUUUUUUGAAAAUCGUCUGCUUUGAAAUCCAUAAAUAAACAGCAAACCCUGACAUUGUGCAUGCUGCGUGGAGUUAUGUGGUACGUGCUGUGUAUCACCAGACAUGGUACAAUCUACUCUGACCAGUCUCAUGGUGUCAAGUAUUGUUGUGUACCAGUCUACAGAAGACAUACACAUGAUAAUGUGGGAAAAAGUCUUUUUCAGCAUUUCCCCUUGUCAGUUGCUAAAGUAUGUUACCCAAGUAGCCAUCGUCAGCCUCACUUUGCUUUUUACAUCCACCUGCUUUAUCUUCAGCCUUGUAGUUGAAUGUAAUAUUCCAGCUGUAUCACGACAGCCUGUAAAAAUUGUCUAGAAACAGGGUGGUUUGUUUGUUGUUUAACCCACACAGUCAAUAUUCCAGCUAUAUGACGUCAGUCUCUAAAUGAUCGAGUCUGAACCUAACAAUCCAGUAACUCGACAUCAUGAGCAUCGAUCCACGCAGUUGACCUGCAUCAUCCAAGUCAGCAAGCCUGGCCAACCGAUCCUGUCAGUCGCCUCUUACGACAAGCAAAGUCGCCUUUUAGGGCAUGCUUGGGUUGCUGAAGACCUAUUCUAACCCGGAUCUUCACAGGUUGAGACCAGGCAAACCAGUGAUUGACAGCAUGAGCAACAAUCAAUGCCAUCAGGGCAUGAUGACAUGUUAUCGGCCAAGUCAUCAAACCCAGCCAACUUGUCCUCUGAAGUCUGCUCGUACAACAAGCGAUACUGGGGAACUAGCUAAUCUUAGCCAGAAUCCCCACAAGGCUGUGACAGCAAAGGGGGGUAACUCUCAAUAUGUCAACAGUCAGUUUACCUUGGAAUGGGAGUCAUUCUAUUGUGUUCUUGUUGCUAUUGACUAAACUUCACUUUUGUUCUUCUUUUUGCCUUACUGUAUCAGAUUUCAUCACGCUAAACAAUUCAACCCAUCCUAAAGUAGGGUUUGUUUUGUUGGGUUUUUUUGUGGGUUUUUUUGUGGGUUUUUUUUUUAUUUCUUUGAAAAACAUUAAUUUGCAGAAUGAUAGUAAAAAACAGCUUUCAAAUUCAGAUAAUGACUGUUUUAUCUAUUGUGAAGUGGAACAAAUGUGUGCUAUUUACAUACAAUACAGACAAUACUAGGAUAGUAAUAAGAGCUAUGGUGCAACUCAAAGAAAACCAAUGAAAGUUUCUGGUCUUGGUCUGCCGAUUAUAGACUGAUCAACCAUCAGGAUACCGGGAACACGCACAUAUUAUGGAGAGGCCUCAACGAUGGCAGGCAUACAAAUGAUUCCCAUCCUGCCUUAGUAAAGAAUGACAUACCGGGUCCAUUACCAUAGUGAACCCCUAUCCUGCAAUACUUCAUAGGCCAAUGUUGAUGUAUGGCAGAAAUACAAGUAGUUCUGAUAAGGACAUGUUUCUGGUUUAUCUGACAAAGAAACGUCUACCAUAAAUGGCAUUGUUGAUUUGAUUGUUAUUUGUGUUUUUUUCUGUUAUAAUGGCAUAAUCUUCAGGUGUGCUUCCCUUUUGUCUCUUAGUCUGGCUGCCCAUGUGUAGAUUCAGACCUGAUGAUUUGGGACAAUCACGCAGCAGUUGCAUGUUUGAUCUCUUCACAUCUCAUUGCCUCUCUCUGUUGAUAAUGACCUGUAUUAUUUCUGACAUAUUUCGAAGACAGUCCCAAGAUCGGCUGGUCUUUAACUCUUGAUAUUCUCACCUAGAUUAUGAUAGUUGGUUUCUAAGCACCUUACCCAUGAUCGUAGUUUUCAUGAAAAUUUACACAUCUGUGAUCUGCAUCACUCUGGGCUGCCGUCUUACACUCAGAUGCCUUAGUCGAACUGUAAAGAUUAAAGACCAACUGAUUCACUUAUCUUCAGUAAAAAGUCUUUAGGAUUUCACCAUGUCAGUGGUAUUCACACAAACCUGUACUGGAUCCAGUAUAGUUACCUCAGUUGGACUAAAUUUUCAUGAAUUUAGGUACAAUUGGCAUCUAUAAAACAUAUUUAACAAAGUACAUGCUGGAAGUUUUUUAAGAAACAUUGAUUUGUUACAAAUUGUUUUGUCAUUUAGACUAUUUGUCAAAAUUAGAAUAAAAGAUUUCAAAACUCACAAUCUACAUAAAGUCAAUCAGUCACAAAGCACAGUACAGUUUCUACACAUCACAGAAUUUGCAGUUUCUCCAGUGAUGGGGCAGUUGGUUUGCAGUACGAUCUUAAUGGAGUCAGUCUUGUGUUCUGAGGUUCAGGGUUGGGUCACUCAGGCUGUUGGCUUACAGCUUCAGGAUUAUUCUAGCCUUGCACAGUCGGGUAAUGAAAGCUGUAGUGUGGCAUCCUGGCUUUGUGAAAGUUGUAGUGUUGUAGUUUUUAGUGUGGCAUCCAAGGUUUGUGAAAGCGUAGUGCUGGAUCCAAGGUUUGUGAAAGCUGUAGUGCUGCAUCCAAGGUUUAUGAAAGUUGUUGUGUUGUUUCCAAGGUUUAUGAAGCUGCAGUGCUGCAUCCAAGGUUUAUGAAAGCUGCAGUGUUGCUUCCAAGGUUUAUGAAAGCUGUUGUGUUGUUUCCAAGGUUUAUGAAGCUGCAGUGCUGCAUCCAAGGUUUAUGAAAGCUGUAGUGUUGCAUCCAAGGUUUAUGAAGCUGUAGUGUUGCAUCCAAGGUUUAUGAAAGCUGCAGUGUUGCUUCCAAGGUUUAUGAAAGCUGCAGUGUUGCUUCCAAGGUGUAUGAAAGCUGUAGUACUGCAUACUAGUAUAAUGAAAGAUGUAAUGUUGUGGCCUAGAUUUAUGAAGACUGAAGUACAACAAUAAAUUACAGAACCAUUACACUAAUAGAAUGCCCUAUAAUGAAGUAAGUUAGACAGAUUUAGUUAACAGUGGCAAUUGAAGAUUUCUUUAUAUUCAUUGAAACAAAGGAGAGGUAACACUCUUCCAAGAGACCGACUGGAAUCAGUUGGUGUGAAAUGCCCCUUUUGUUAGUCAAGGGAGACAACUCUUAUAGCCAUGUGGGCUGUACAGUGACAGUUGGACAGGCUAACAACUGUGCACAAUACAUGUAACAGAUUCACCAGAGGUACUGGAUGGACUGAGGAUGUUAUUAAACACUGUGCUAUUUGUGAGAUAUGUUACUCUACAGAAGAAAAAAUAUUAGUGUCAGGUGAUUUUGUCUAUUUUUGUGUGAAAGAAGUCAUGCUGGCUGAUUUUCUGUUUGUAUUCAAAAUGUGUUUUGGAUUUUUUCAACUGUUUUGUUGAUUUGUGCAUCAAAGUGCUAGGCCAGUUGUGAUACUUUUUGUGGAGUUUAGCUUUUCCGUUUCCAAUGUAGUGUUUCAUGCAUUGUCCUUGAUGUCACCCGUGGUUGACCUUGACAUUAUCAAUGUGAGCUUGUGUCUUUAGCCCUGUCUGUCCACCAUCUGCCAGCACUGACUUUAACAUUUGUUCUCCCCAAACCACUGAGCAUGUCAAUAUCGUAUUUACACAUGUGGAACAUGAAAAUUUCAGUAGCAGUCAUGACAGGUCAUAAUUAUUACAGAAGUAUCUGUGACAAUUGGAAACACUCUUUGAAAGUUUCCUUUCUUUAAUAUCCAACCAACAGAGCCAUAGUUUUCAGUUUUUCAGAAAUAUUGUUUAUUGCAUUUGAAAAUAUUGCAAAAUGGACUUUAGAGCAUUGUCAUUCAAGUGUUGAAGUACUCAAUGAAGGUGAGAUUCUGUACCUUGGGUACGCUGGUUUUGUUAGCUAUUUUUGAAAAAAAUAAAUUCUUUGUGAGGAAAAAAUAUACUGUGACUUCCAAGAAUUGUAUGAAUGUUGCUUUGAUGAAGACAAAGAUGGAGGAAGUGUAAUGGCAUUUCCUUUUGCUGAAGUUGACAGGGAACAAGUAUAUUAAAACCACAUUACUUUUCUCCAAUGAACUUAUUCUGUAUCUACCAAAGAACUUGAUCAUGUCAUUGUCACCGAUGUAUUUUAUCAGUAUUGUUUCAUGUGUAGAUUUAAUGGAGUCACAUGAUAAUCCCAGCUCAUGACUUGGAUGAAACGGAACCAAUGUUUGAGGACUAGGCUUGACAGAAAUACAUGGUUAUUUCAUUGAAGGAAUGUGCAUUCACCAGUUGACUUUUUCACCCAGCUAGGACUGUAUGUAAACUUUGCCUCAAAGUGUUUUGAAAAGAUCAAAGCAUUGCCUUCUGUUUUCUGCUUCUGUGUGCUGCUCAUGUUGACAGUGCAAUGCCAAUGAACAGAAGAUGGGUAAAGUAUUUCUGUGUCACUAUUGUUUGACAAAGUAAAAAUACAAGAUUUAUGAUUGUUAAAUUUGUGAAUAAAGAAAAUUACUGAUAA